GCUUUCUGUUUUUUAAACCAAAAAUGAAGUGAAAGUGAAGUAAUCACUGUCGUCAAAAGGUAACGGUAGAGCGUGUGCUACUUUGUAGGAAUCGAGCGUGGUGAAACCUCCAUUUCAGAAGGUGGCGGUAAAGAUCCUAAACGCUUAUUGUCAAGCUCCUGUGAGACAAUAAGCAGGGGGAAGAAGCUACGUUUCCAGUGAUCCGCCAUAUUGCCUUUCCUCAAACGCACUGUCGUCUCUGUCCGAUUUAUAUAUUCAAGAGAAAAUUUUUACAGCGAUGACUCAGACCGUUCAAACCAACGGGGUCCAACCCCUCAGUAAAACUUGGGAGUUGAGCCUUUAUGAACUACAGAGAACUCCACAGGAAGCAAUAACAGAUGGACUGGAAAUUGCAGUUUCACCACGGUCAUUGCACAGUGAACUCAUGUGUCCUAUCUGUCUGGAUAUGCUGAAAAACACAAUGACAACCAAAGAAUGCUUGCACCGUUUCUGUGCAGAUUGUAUCAUCACAGCAUUAAGAUCUGGGAAUAAAGAAUGUCCUACGUGCCGCAAGAAGUUGGUAUCAAAGAGGUCGCUUCGUCCAGACCCCAAUUUUGAUGCCCUGAUAAGUAAAAUUUACCCCAGCCGGGAUGAGUAUGAAGCACACCAGGAAAGAGUGUUGGCUCGCAUUAGCAAACAUAACAACCAGCAAGCCCUGUCUCACAGCAUAGAGGAAGGACUGAAGAUACAGGCUAUGACCAGAUUACAGCGUGGUAAAAGACAAACCGUGGAGAAUGGUAGCGGAGUUGAGGACAACGGAGACUCCUCUCACUGCAGCAACGCAUCUGUCCACAGCAAUCAGGAGGCCGGUCCGAGUAUAAAACGCACCAAGACAAGCGAUGACAGCGGUCUUGAUAUGGACAAUGCUGCAGAGAAUGGAGGAGGUGACUCUGUGAUUGACGGCGGUGCCAGUGAAAUAGAAUUGGUUUUUAGGCCUCAUCCCACACUGAUGGAAAAGGAUGAUGGGCACAGCAGCGUGGAGUUUGUGCCACGCUACAUAAAGACAUCUGGCAACGCAACAGUGGAUCACCUUUCUAAAUACCUGGCUGUUCGACUGGCUUUGGAAGAACUGAGAAGAAACACGGAGGCCAGUCCUGUAAAUGUGGAGGCAGCUUCGGAGAAACAAUACACAAUUUAUAUACCUACUGCUGGAAACCAGUUCACUGUUCUGAAUGGUUCCUUCUCUCUUGAGCUGGUCAGUGAAAAGUACUGGAAGGUGAACAAGCCCAUGGAGCUGUACUUCGCCCCCACAAAAGAACACAAGUAGAAAUACACAAGAGUACUGGGCCAUGUACACAAACAUGAAAAGGAGAGGGACUUGUAGAGAUGUCUUUGUUGUAUCUUUGUGUCUUUAUUUCCAUGUGUAGAAGGACUGCAGCAGCCAGCAGGUGCAACCAAGUCAAAAAGACCACUUUUGAUUCCAUCACAUCCUACCUGGGAAGAUUAUGCUUUAUCAUACUGUACUUGUCUCCUGCUAAAUGGACAUUUUCUCAGUCUUCUAUUGAAUCUGAAAUUCUUGCUAAUGUUUUUGAGGCAUGUCCGAAAAUAAGACGUGUAUUUAAAUACAGGCAGGAUACUUGGGCGCUGUUCCACAGCUGAUAAUAACAAUGAACACAAAUUACAUUGUUGCUGUGCUCUGGACGCUGCAUUUUUGUUGCUUCAUUGGUUCCUCGUCUCCAUUACAGUACAAUCUGUCUCCCUUGUAGCCACAUUUCAAAAGUCAAUAGCAGAGGUCUUCAUAUCCUCUUUGUAUAGUUUUGAUAAAUAAGCAAACACAUCCUGCAUUAUGGCUCAGUUGAUGACUCCUUUUGUGUGCAGUUUUGUGUUGUAAUGUUCUUGUUCAAACUUAUAGCUUGAUUAUUCAUGUCUGUAUUUCUCAAAAAUGUCAUUUUCCCGAUAUUCCAUGUUAAGUGCCAUUUUGUUAUAUUAAAACUAACUGCCAAAAUACUGGCGUGUUUGGUGUAUGCUGACAGUAUGGGCAAU
Messenger RNA from Dunckerocampus dactyliophorus (ringed pipefish), 2022 nucleotides. RefSeq names its product ring finger protein 2 (gene rnf2). The transcript is spliced from 9 exons. NCBI's taxonomy places the organism in Eukaryota, Metazoa, Chordata, Actinopteri, Syngnathiformes, Syngnathidae. The record is from RefSeq and is a predicted model, not a curated record. Gene Ontology annotation, molecular function: chromatin binding; ubiquitin protein ligase activity. Gene Ontology annotation, cellular component: PcG protein complex; ubiquitin ligase complex. The coding region runs from base 278 to 1306 and encodes 342 amino acids.